AUGGCCAUGGUCGUGAACCCUUGGCAGGAGGAGAUCCCCGGGGGCCCGCCAGGCGCCCAGCCCCCUCCGGGCCUGCCGUGCGCUCCGGAGCCGGGGGUGGCCCCUCCGCCGCCGGGCCCCCCGAAGGGCGCGGUGGCCCCGGGCCCGGCGGAGGCGGGGGAGAAGGGGGGCGCCCCGCCGAGUGUGGACUGCAUGGUGUGCGGGGACAAGUCCAGCGGGAAGCACUACGGGCAGUUCACCUGCGAGGGCUGCAAGAGCUUCUUCAAGCGCUCGGUGCGGCGCAACCUGAGCUACACCUGCCGCAGCAACCGGGAGUGCCCCAUCGACCAGCACCACCGCAACCAGUGCCAGUACUGCCGCCUCAAGAAGUGCCUCAAGGUCGGCAUGCGCCGGGAAGCCGUGCAACGGGGACGCAUGGCCCACACGCAGACCAGCCCGGGCCAGUACCUGCUGAACAACGGAGACCCGUACAACGGCCACUCCUACCUGACCGGCUUCAUCUCCCUGCUGCUGCGGGCCGAGCCCUAUCCAACCUCCCGCUACGGGGCCCAGUGCCUGCAGUCCAACAUCAUGGGCAUCGAGAACAUCUGCGAGCUGGCUGCCCGCCUGCUCUUCAGCGCCAUCGAGUGGGCCAAGAACAUCCCCUUCUUCCCCGACUUCCAGCUCUCCGACCAGGUGUCCCUGCUGCGCAUGACCUGGAGCGAGCUCUUCGUGCUCAACGCCGCCCAGUGCUCCAUGCCGCUGCAUGUGGCCCCGCUGCUGGCGGCUGCCGGCCUCCACGCCUCGCCCAUGUCGGCCGACCGGGUGGUGGCCUUCAUGGACCACAUCCGGGUCUUCCAGGAGCAGGUGGAGAAGCUCAAGGCCCUGCACGUCGACUCGGCGGAGUACUCCUGCCUCAAGGCCAUCGCUCUGUUCACGCCAGACGCAGUGGGCCUCUCGGAUCUGGGCCCCGUGGAGAGCAUCCAGGAAAAGUCGCAGUGCGCCCUGGAGGAGUACGUCCGGAACCAGUACCCCAACCAGCCCAGCCGCUUCGGCCGGCUGCUGCUCCGCAUGCCCUCCCUGCGCAUCGUCUCCGCGCCCGUCAUCGAGCAGCUCUUCUUCGUCCGCCUGGUGGGCAAGACGCCCAUCGAGACCUUAAUCCGGGACAUGCUGCUGUCGGGAUCUAGCUUCAACUGGCCCUACAUCCCCAUGCAGUGAGGAGGGCGGCAGGAGGAGCUCGGGGUUCCGGGGCAGCGGAGAUGCGCCCCUGGAUUCCGUCCGGAGCAGGAAGGAUCGCUGUGACCCCUCCCUGCUUUGGAGGAAUGGGCAGGACUCACCGCCGGCAUGUUGGAGGGCGGGGGUUGAUGGUCCCACGGCGCUGGGGCGUGGGGCGUGAGGCCCAGCAUCUGGA
Terrapene triunguis (Three-toed box turtle) is the source of this 1390-nucleotide messenger RNA. RefSeq names its product nuclear receptor subfamily 2 group F member 5. Gene Ontology annotation, biological process: regulation of transcription by RNA polymerase II; cell differentiation; anatomical structure development. NCBI's taxonomy places the organism in Eukaryota, Metazoa, Chordata, Testudines, Emydidae. The transcript has 3 exons. The coding region runs from base 1 to 1197 and encodes 398 amino acids. Gene Ontology annotation, molecular function: RNA polymerase II cis-regulatory region sequence-specific DNA binding; zinc ion binding; nuclear receptor activity. The record is from RefSeq and is a predicted model, not a curated record.